UAGUCCAAUGGACGAAAGUGGGCUUAACAACGCCCAGCAGCCAGCAGGCCCUUUGAAUGUCCCUCCCCGCUUUAGCCUUUACUAGGGUUUUCCGCUUGGAUGGAUUCUCACUUCCUUCCCUAAGCUACUCCCUCUACAGUCUACCCUCGCCUCGACUCAGCCAUGGAUGCUUCAGCUCUGAAAUCCGCCGAGAUGCAACAAUUUCUCAAUGAAGAAAAGCAAAGGGCAAUGAUCAAUGAGUUGGUUGGAAAGAUCACAAGUUCAUGUUGGGACAAAUGCAUCACUAGCACUCCAGGAAGCAAGUUCAGCUCCAGUGAAACAAAUUGCCUAAACAACUGCGCCCAGCGCUAUAUGGAUAUGAGUGUCUUAAUCAUAAAGCGCUUUCAGUCUAUUAACUAAAGAGAACCAACUUCUUGUAAUCUUCACUAGUUAUGAUUGUCUCAUGUUCUCCCCUUCAGUAGUAGAAAAUGUUAAUUUCUAUCAACUUUGCAGCCUCUUGAGCUAUCCAUUGGUACAAUGUGAAGUGAGUUUUUACUGAUUGAUUACAUGCUAGUAUAUUUUUGUGAUUUUUUUUUUUAAAAAAAGAACGAACAAGUCUUGGAGCAUAUGCACAUUUA
Molecule: messenger RNA, 617 nt
Organism: Ipomoea nil (Japanese morning glory)
Lineage: Eukaryota; Viridiplantae; Streptophyta; Magnoliopsida; Solanales; Convolvulaceae
Product: mitochondrial import inner membrane translocase subunit TIM8
Exons: 2
Coding region: 163-399 (78 amino acids)
Source: RefSeq, a predicted model, not a curated record